AUGGAUGAAGACGACGAUUUAUUCGGAUCCGAUUUAGAUGAUGAUGAAAAGAGGGACAAAGGAAGUCCUGAGGACAAGAAAUUUUUCUUUCGAAAGGAACUGCGAUCCAUGCUAUACGGGUUUGGCGAUGACAAAGUUCCGUAUGACAAAACGUUAGAGACGCUCGAGGGAAUAGUUUUGGACUACAUAAAGGAACUCUGUGAACGAGCCAUGAAUGUUGGGAAACCAGAUAGAAUUGCUCUAGAGGAUAUUCAUUACUUGAUUCGGAGGGAUCCUAAGAAGUUUGCUAGAGUGAAGGAUCUUCUAUCAAUGAGUGAAGAACUAAAGAAGGCUCGCAAACAGUUCGAUGAUGUUAAACAACUUUAA
This is a messenger RNA of Necator americanus (New World hookworm), 366 nucleotides long. RefSeq lists its product as uncharacterized. The record is from RefSeq and is a predicted model, not a curated record. Gene Ontology annotation, cellular component: transcription factor TFIID complex. The coding region runs from base 1 to 366 and encodes 121 amino acids. Gene Ontology annotation, molecular function: protein heterodimerization activity. The transcript is spliced from 4 exons. NCBI's taxonomy places the organism in Eukaryota, Metazoa, Nematoda, Chromadorea, Rhabditida, Ancylostomatidae. Gene Ontology annotation, biological process: transcription by RNA polymerase II.